GUUCGCUCCCAGAAGCGGUAAAGUGGAUUUAAUCUCCUCACUCCUAAACCCUUUACCUGCGGACUCUCGGGAAGAAAGUCGUUUCUAUGGUAACCAUAGUUUUUUAGAAGUGUGUUGUAACCCCCGGGCUAAAAGACUUGCUGGGCUGAUAAUGAUCUUUUCUCCUGUUUUGCGAGCCGGUGUGUUUUCGGUGUUUGCAGUGUCAGGGCAUCGAGCAUGCCGUGUGAGUCCGGAUUUGGAACUUGCGCACUCUGACUGAUCAAUGUGGACCGGAAGUGAGUGUGUGCGCGCGACCAUGGGGACCUGGCACGGCCCCGCGGGGCUCCUCUUGUGUGUCGCGGUGGCGCUGAACGCUGAGCCCGCGUGCUGGCAGGCCGUGAUCCGGUGCCACGAGGAGCGCGAGUGCGAGCUCGCCUAUAGCCAGUACCUGGCCGCGUGCGACGGGAACAUCCGGGGCGCGCUGCGCCGCUGCCCGAGUCACUGCGUGGGCGCGCUCGUGCGGUUAAACCAGACGCUGCGCGGUCCGGACCUGGAGACCUGCGACUGCGGAGUGGACGCGGAGUGCCGGCGCGCCAAGCGAGCCAUCGAACCGUGCCUGCCGCGCACACACGCCCGCACGGCCGGGGGAAUCGGGUGCACGGAGGCGCGGCAGCGGUGCGAGGAGGACGGCGCCUGCCGCGUGGCUCUGUCCGCGUACCUGGCGCACUGCGGGCAGCUGUUCAACGGGAGGAAGUGCUCGGCGCGGUGCAGAGGCAACAUCGAGCAGCUGCGCCUGCUGCCGGACGGCGUUCUGCUCGAGCGCUGCGUGUGCGACGGCGUGGAGCGGCCCUUCUGCGAGGUGGUCAAGGACAACAUGAGCCGCCUGUGCGCGCUCUCGGACCGCUGGCUCGCCCCCGAACAGGACGUCCUGGAUGACAUCUACGAGGAUGAGGAUUACGACCUCAAAAUGGAGCCUGAGAUGGACACAAGUGUAGUGGAUUUGCCUUCACGUGCCUGGCGUUCCUCGGACCAUCUGGGCCUGUUCCUGGGAUCCCUCGUGCUGACCUUUUUCAGGGUCUGAAAAGCUCUUCUGCGCAUGCCCAGAGCGUACAAACUCACUACAACAUGAUACACCUGAAUACCGCGAUGGUGGUGUAGUGGUUAGCACGGUCGCCUCACAGCAAGAAGGUUCCGAGUUCGAGCCCAGGGGCCUUUCUGUGUGGGUUUCCUCCGGGUGCUCCGGUUUCCUCCACAGUCCAAAGACAUGCAGGCGGCUUUGGGCAAGGUACCUAACCCCUGACUGCUCCCCGAGUGUGGCUGCCCACUGCUCUGGGUGUGUGUUCACUGCUUCAGAUGGGUUAAAUGCAGAGGAUGAAUUUCACUGUGCUUGAAGUGUGCAUGUGACAAAUAAAGGCUUCUUCUUCUUAAAAACACUCUUCCAUCCAUUAUCUGUAGCCGGUUAUCCUGUCCUACAGGAUCGCAGGCAAGCUGGAGCCUAUCCCAGCUGACUAUGGACGAGUUGCCAGGUCAUCGCACAGCUGACACAUAGAGACAAACAACCAUUCACGCUCACGGUCAAUUUUAGAGC
Messenger RNA from Neoarius graeffei (lesser salmon catfish), 1567 nucleotides. RefSeq names its product growth arrest-specific protein 1. Gene Ontology annotation, biological process: regulation of cell cycle. The transcript has a single exon. The record is from RefSeq and is a predicted model, not a curated record. The coding region runs from base 263 to 1060 and encodes 265 amino acids. NCBI's taxonomy places the organism in Eukaryota, Metazoa, Chordata, Actinopteri, Siluriformes, Ariidae.